Ictalurus furcatus (blue catfish) is the source of this 3552-nucleotide messenger RNA. It is a transcript of the gene adgrg11, whose product is annotated as adhesion G protein-coupled receptor G11. The coding region runs from base 986 to 3403 and encodes 805 amino acids. Gene Ontology annotation, biological process: cell surface receptor signaling pathway; adenylate cyclase-activating G protein-coupled receptor signaling pathway. Gene Ontology annotation, cellular component: membrane. Gene Ontology annotation, molecular function: G protein-coupled receptor activity. The record is from RefSeq and is a predicted model, not a curated record. The transcript has 28 exons. NCBI's taxonomy places the organism in Eukaryota, Metazoa, Chordata, Actinopteri, Siluriformes, Ictaluridae.
AACCCCCGACCUUACGAUGAACAACCCAGAGCCUUAACCACUAAGCCACCACUGUGUUGAUGUGUCUGAGUGUUUUAGUGUGUGCAUUUGUGUGCUUUACAAUGUGUGUUUUAGUAUGUGUUACUAUAUGAUGUUGUGUUUUAGAGUGUAUUACUGUGUGUUUUGUCAGUGGAUUUUGGUGAGUGUUGUACGUUAGUGUGUGUUGUCAUGUUUGUCAGUGUGUGUGUGUGUGUGUGUGUUAGUGUGUGUGUGUGUUGUACGUUAGUGUGUGUUGUCAUGUUUUUCAGUGUGUGUGUGUUAGUGUGUGUGUGUGUGUUGUGUGUGUGUUACUGUGUGUGUUACUGUGUGUAUGUGUGUUGUACAUUAGUGUGUGUUGUCAUGUUUUUCAGUGUGUGUGUGUUAGUGUGUGUUGUCAUGUUAGUGUGUGUGUGUGUUAGUGUAUGUGUGUGUGUGUGUGUGUGUGUGUGUGUAUGUGUGUUGUAUGUUAGUGUGUGUGGUCAUGUUUUUCAGUGUGUGUAUUAAUGUGUGUGUGUGUGUGUGUGUGUGUGUGUGUGUGUGUUGGUGCACAUUAGUAUGUCGUAUUAUAAUUUAAAUGUAAAACGUAUUGUGUUAGAGUGUGUGUUAGUGUAUGUGUGUGUGUGUUUGCUUUCAGAGGAAAAGUAACAUGUAAAUUGUGCAGUGUUUCCUGGAGAGUUUCAGUUCUGUGUGUGUGUGUGUGUGUGUGUGUGUGUGUGUGUGAGAGAGAGAGAGAGAGAGAGAGAGACAGAGAGAGUGAGACAGGAGUUCGGCUGUGCAGAAAAUGCUGACUAGUCUCCUUUCAGCUGUUUACCCAAAUAUAUUUGCAAAUGAAAAUCAGUUGCCAUAAAAUACCACACACACACACACACACACACACACACACACACACGGCGCUGACAGUAUAACGUCUGUCCUCUUCUUGCCAUGAAGUAUAAACAUAAAUGUUUUUCCCUUCAAGCGUGUGAAGAUGAACGGGACGUUUAGGAGAUGUGUCUCUCUGAUUAUACUGGUGAUCAUUUGGAAGAGUACAUGCAACUCAGGUAAAAGCAACAAAAACAACACCAUCCAGGAGAAAUGCAAGGACACAUGUGAACAUCCACAAAACUGCCAGAAGAAGUGUGAGGAUCCACAAAACUGCCAGAAGAGGUGUGAGGAUUUUCUAAAAAUAUCACAGGAAAACAAUAUUGAAGAUCUGCUGAAACUUUUCAUUAUGAUAUCAAAUGGAAAUUUGACCUGCAACACUGAAUACAAUAACUGCAAUGAGUGUCGGGAGCAUUGCAGUGCAUGCCUGGGAGGUAUUAAUGUCAGCGUGGAUGCCUGCCAGAAUUUGUGUUUUGGAGUUUGUUCACCGUGUGCACUGGAUAGUGACUGCGAGCAGAUUGUAUUGUUCGAUGGAGGAUUUACUGGACAAAUAAAAAGCGUUUUUAAUGUUAGUAACUCGAGUUGCCAGGAUAUCUAUAACGGAUUAUCACCAUUCAACGGGUCAACCUGCAUUUUAUCUUUUGAAACCGGGCUUGGAAACGACACAAAUGAAACCUGCAGGUUCUCAGACAGCGGUGUGUGGUUAGAAAACAACACUAAUUACAACAACACUUUUCAAAUCAAAAUCACCAGAGAUGUGCAACGCAGACCCAAAACACCUGUCUGCUUCGUGAAAGGAACUCACAACUACAACUGGACAAGUGUUGCGUUGACAAACUGCUCUCAACUUAAAGAACAACCUACUGGGCAGUGUGAGAAUAUAACCUGUGUGGAUCCCAAUAAGAUUUGUCAGAAAGCUAAAUACAAUCCAAACUGCAAUGAAACCGGUUCAAAUGAUGACCACAUCAUAUUAAAUGGAUGGCCUCCAGCGUGCCAUAAAUGUGGGAACGCUUUUAAGCCAGUGGAUGGAUCCAUUAAGAUUAAUUUUACACUUCCUGCUCAAGGCUCCAACAUAAAUAUCAGCUAUUCUAACAUGAUGAAGACCGUAACUGAAAUGAUUUUGAAAAUGAUGGAGAAUCAAUCCUCAGUGUCCGUGUCCGUGUCCUUUGAUGAUGUUAGUGGUAUUGUCGUGAAACCCAUUGUCUUUGAACCCAUCCACUUUAUGUUCGCCAAGGAGUUUAAUAUCGUCGAAGAUACAGACCAGAUGCAGAGCUUUGACACGACGUUCUCGGUACCGAAGGAGGCUUUUGAAAAAGCGUCCCGUAUGAACGCAAGCACAGUUUUUACAUCGUUGUUACGAUUUCCCAGUUUUCCACAGGACGAUAAGAACAGCACGCUGCUGAAUAAUGAAGUGUACUCCAUCGACAUGGGAGCAGAAAUAUCAAAUCUCAACAGCUCAUUUAAUCUAACCUUCAGGAAAAUUGACCCGAAAGCCGGCGAGCCUUUGUGUUACUCUUGGGAUGGACAAGGUGCUACUCCGAACUGGACGACUGAUGGAUGCAACACUUCCUAUAUUAAUGGCUCUGCGACCUGCUCGUGCCAGCACUUAACCUUCUUCGCUGUGUUGAUGACUCCACCACAGACCAUCUCUCCAACUGACCUCAAUAAUCUCACCUACAUCACCUCCAUCGGGUGCGGCCUGUCCCUCUUCUUCCUCAGCAUAGCUCUCUUCACACACUUCCUGUUAAGGAGAGGCCGAGCCAGCAUUUCAGUCCACAUCCUCAUGAACCUGUUCCUGGCCCUGUUCCUGCUCAACUUCACCUUCCUCAUCAAUGAGUCUGUAGCUAACACGGGGAAUGUGAUUGGCUGUAAGUUAAUGGCGGGGGUGAUGCACUACUCCAUGCUGUCCGCUUUCACAUGGUUCGGCCUGCAGGCGCUACAUCUGUGUUUACAGCUCGCACAAAAUGUGGCCAGUGUCCAGAAUUACAUCACCAAAUUGUGCAUCGCCGGCUGGGUGCCUCCUGCCCUCGUGGUGUCGGUCAUUUUCAUUUGUCAGAAAUACAACAAGCUUGACAUUGUCUCUAAUACGGGAAAAAACGUAUCAAUGUGCUGGAUCACCGACUCAACCGUGCACUAUGUAGUGAACAUCGGCUACUACGCCACCAUCUUCCUCUUCACCUUCCUCACCUUCGUGGUGAUGAUUCGCUGGCUCUGCCUGCUCAGUUAUAAAAACCCCACCAUCACCAUUUCAGGGAAAAAGUCGAGAUCCUCGGACGCUCUGACCAUCAUGGGGCUGUGCUGCAUCCUGGGAUUGAGCUGGGGCUUUGCUUUCUUUGCCUACGGCCCAUUACAAAUCCCCGCCCUCUACAUCUUCACCAUCCUCAAUUCCUUCCAGGGAUUCUUCCUGUUUGUUUAUUACUACAAGUCCAGUAGGCUGGUUAGUGAAUCUGACACAUCGCUGGCGAAAAGCAGCACGGAGACCACGGGGAUGGAAAACCCAUAUGGCAAACACAAAACCUACUAAAUCCAGGAUCAGUGGACCAGAGUAAAACUGCAAUGCUUUCAAAUAUAAAUGAGCGCAACUUACAGUUAUUCAAAUUAACCCAGUUAAUUUGAGUGUUUGAGUUAUUGUUGCAUUUUAUUUGUUGUUCUAUCAAGCAACGAAAACUACUU